Lonchura striata (white-rumped munia) is the source of this 4112-nucleotide messenger RNA. RefSeq names its product primase and DNA directed polymerase (gene PRIMPOL). Gene Ontology annotation, biological process: response to UV; mitochondrial DNA replication; replication fork processing. Gene Ontology annotation, molecular function: DNA-directed DNA polymerase activity; chromatin binding. Gene Ontology annotation, cellular component: mitochondrial matrix; nucleus. The record is from RefSeq and is a predicted model, not a curated record. Lineage: Eukaryota; Metazoa; Chordata; Aves; Passeriformes; Estrildidae.
CUGUCCUUGCUGCUCUUGGGUGUGAACGAUGCGCUGUUGCUUGAGUUCCUCUGCCUGCUGAAACAAAUGUAGCGUUCUAGUAUAUUACACCAUGUUGGUGCGGCCUCAUAUUAAAUGCUGUGUGCAGUUCUGGGCACCCUGAGGAUGGUGAAGGGCAUUUCCUCGUUGGGAAACCAUAGGAGGAGCAGCUGAGGUCACUUAGUCUGUUCAGCCUGGAGAAGGGGAGGCUACGGGGCGACCUCAUUGUGGUCUUCAGCAUCUUUGUGAGCAGGCACUGAUCCUUCUCUGUGGUGACCAGUGACAGGACCUGAGGGAACAGCCUGAAGAUGUGUGAAGGGAGGUUGAGGUUGGAUAAUAGGAAAAGGUACAUCACCCAUAGGGUGGUUGGGCAAUGGAACAGGCUCCCAGGGAACUGGUCACAGCACCAAGUGUGACAGAGUUCAAGGAGCAUUUCGACAACAUUCUCAGGUACAUGGUGUGACUGUUGGCGGUGGCAACUCAGACUGUUCUGUGAUUCUGACAGAAUGGUGGUUUGUAAAGGAAAUGGCCAUCUAGAGCAAUCUGUGGGGACAAUAACUAAAUGAGCAGCCCCCCCUCUUGACCUCAGUGAGCGAGAUCCCCAUGGAUGAGCUGGCUUGUACCAUGGCAGUACCUUCCCUUGGACAGGGUUUUCACCCACCUGCGUGGUGGCUGUCCCUGGCUGCCCACAGACCUGCCUCGCAGAACAACAGCGCUCUGACGCUGAGGCCUGAUUUUGGCUUCAUCAACUUUCAGGUCAGUUAGUUUCAUAUCUGUACACUGACCUUCAGUAUCAGAAGUCAGAUAACAUUGGAAGCUAUGUAUUCCAGCUUCUGAUAACAGGUACUAACCUACUUUUUCAGGUCUUAUCACCAGGUCUGAUCUACUGAGUUUUGCACUUGCAAUCUUAAUUUGAGGAACAGGUUGUCCAGAGGAGUUGUGGAGUCUUCCCCACUGGAAAUACUCAGGAACUGACUGGACACAAUCCUGUGCCAUGUGCUCUAGGAUGACCCUGCUUGAGCAGGGAAGUUGGACCAGAUGACCCAUUGUGGUCCCUUCCAACCUGAGCCAUCCUGUGAUUCUGUAAAUGUAGAGGCCACUUCCUCUAUUAGGAGGGCAAGAUGAACAUUUGUUAUUGGGAAGAUGAGUAGCGUUUGUUAAUGUGACAUUCAUCAGAUGAAUGUAAGGAUAGCUAAUUUUCACUAAUGUUAAGGAAUUUAAUGUGUUCUUCUAAGGCUGAAUCAGUAGCUGGGAGAAAAUCUCAUGGAUUUAUUUUUGUCAAGGACCAUGAACUCUGCCAUAGAACUAUGUUGCAUGGUACACACCAGCCAGGAAACAAGUGUAAUGUUAUUUUGAGUAGCAGUUGAUUUGCAUGUCUGAGCUGCAGGUGUGUGUAAUACGUUUUGCUGUUAUAAGAAGUAAAGGGAGAAUAGUCUUCCAUAAAAUAGAGAAAAUUAAACAGCAAGUUCUUUAAAUCAUUGCUCAGGAGACAUUUUUUCCAGGCUCUUCAUGCAGUCAUCCUGCUGAGUCAAUAACACUGAAGUCCAAACAUGUUUGUGACAAGAUUUCUUUCAGUCAAGUCAAACAAAAAUAAGUACUGCCCUUACUUCUGGUGGGACAUAAGAGAGGAAGAUGAAGUGAGAAUUUCCCAGUGAACUCAGAAGGCUGAUCUGUGUUAACUGUAUGUGCUCUAAGUAGAUGUGUUGUGUUAUAGCUCACACAGGAAUUGAAAUUGCCUUGAAAAGACUUGACAUGUUGGACUCUUGAGAUAUCGAGUGUUUGGACUGCAAGAACCAUGAUAGUUUCAGUUGAAAGUAAGGGUCAUCACUCUUCUCCCAGGUUCAGGUCCUCCCAGCUGUGUUUCUGCAAAAAUACGGCCUAAUGUAACUAGAAAGUUUAAAAUUAAUAAAGAAUUAUGGGGCUUCUCCUUUGCUUUCAUUUUUUAAUGGUCACCUUGUGGGAAAAUGCUGAUGUAGGGAUUUCUUUUGCACCUAGUUAAUUUACAGCCAGCAGCGCCAAAAUGAAACUGAAAGUUUUGUUAGCACUUCUGAGAAAUGCUGAUUGCUAUCUAUAAUCUAACUUUUAAUUCCCAGAGAAGAAACUAAGAGUAUAGAAAAGGAGUGAAGAAAAUGCACAGGUCAGAAGAUGGACAAGGGGGAUAGAGGAUGUUCAUGUGUUUGCUUUGGAAAAGAACACACAGACUGGACAGAGGUUUUACCUUGUGACAACGUAUGAAGAGCUUUGGUUUUAUUACACCCAAGGUUGUAAAACAAGUCUUAUGCAUUGCUAUGAAGUAAUUCCUGAAAAAGAACCUUGCAAGCUUUAUUUUGAUUUGGAGUUUUACAAACCAGCAAAUCCUGAUGCAGAUGGCAAGAGUAUGGUCAUGAAGUUAAUUGAGCUUGUCAGCCAAAAAUUAAAAGAAUUUUAUGAUGUAAAUUGUUCAUCAGAAGAUGUCUUGAACUUGGAUUCCAGUACUGAGGAAAAAUUUAGUCGGCACUUAAUAUUUCUACCUGAAAAGACUGUAUUUAAGGAUAACACUCAUAUUGGUAACUUUGUGAGAACCAUUUUGCAGCCUGCCAUAAGAUUAAUGGAGAGCAGGGCUGUUGUGAUUCCAACAGAAGAAGCAGAGAAUGUUUUCCGGUGUUCUGCAGGACCUGAAUUAGAUGGUUCUCUUACAAACCUCACAACUGUUAAAGAUGAUUCUAAAGAUGGGCCAGCCAUUGCUCAUGAAACAAAGGCUAUGGAAAUGCCACACCAGGGAGAAAAUUUGGAUUUUUCCUUCCUAAUAGUAAAGGAUAAAGAAGGCAACAAGCAGCUUUUUGUGGAUCUAGGAGUUUAUACAAAGAAUAGAAAUUUCCGGAUGUAUAAGUCAUCAAAAGCAGGAAAAAAUGUGAUUCUGAAGAUAGCAGAGGAUAAUAAGUUUGUUCCCAACUGUGAAAAGAGUGUUUCCUUGGAAGAAGCAUAUUUUCUUUCCUCUCUAAUCUGCAAUGUUGGAGCAAGUGAUGACAUAAAAGUUCUAUCAUCUGGCUUUUCAGAGGAGAGAAAAAUGUCUGCUUUUUUAAACAGCAAAACUACCAGAAGCAGCAGAGAUCCCAUGGAAGGUUACCAGGGUUCACCAUAUCCAGAAAUUGAUAAUUUUGUUCAUUCUUUGGUUAAUAAAGAUGGACUACAAGGAGGGAUACGACAGUGGAGUUACUUCUCUCUCAAAGAACUACUUAUUUAUGAUAUUUAUGGUUACCGUUGGUGUGAAAAUAUUGGAAGAGCUCACAAAAGUAACAAUAUAAUGAUUCUCAUAGAUCUAAAGAAUGAAGUCUGGUAUCAAAAGUGUCAUGAUCCUGUCUGCAGAGAACAAAACUUCAAAUCUCAAAGUUUUCCAUUGCCACCUGGGAUAUGCCUCCCCUCUCUUUUCAAAGAGGAAGAGUCCACACUAAUGGAUGACAGGGGGCACACAGAAGGAAAAGUAAAUCCACAUUCUAAUGUGUCAGACUUGUCAAAAAGCUCAGUAUUUCCAGAGAACAGCUGGUCUCAAGACUUCCUGUUGUCAGACAAUGAGUGGGAAAACACAAGUGAUGAUGCCCAUUUCCUAGAAGCUGCUGAAGAUGUGGAACUAGCUGAAGCUGCAGAUGACAGUCUGAAUUAUGGCAUGGAAGAAAUCCCAGAUGAAGUUCUUUUGGAAGCUUUAAGGAAAGAAGACCCCUACACUAAAGAAGGCAGCUAAGCACAGUUGGCUAGCAGUGAAUGACACUUGUGUGUCGCAUGCUGAUGUGGAAGUUCCUGCAGGGUGGUUCACAAGCACCACUCCAGAGCUGUAAGACAAAGAAUGGAGUGCCUGGAUGAACUUCAACAGGCAUGAGGGGAUCAUGGAAGAUUACGUGGGGGCUGAAGAGACUAAAAAACUCUUUAUGAAUGCUGCUCCAAGCUUAGCACCUUUAAUGAUCUUUGCUGUACAAUUUCUAUUUUAUUAGUUGUAUGUCCAACUUUUAUUGAGAAACCAACAAUUUAUGGACUUCUUAUUUCCAUAAAUGAUGUGAAAUAAUUUAUUUCAAAUGUAAAUUUAAUAAAAAGAUUUGUUUAUUCAUCUUUGUUCAACCAGA